GAAGGAGCCGAGGCCUGCCUCCAUUCACAGAAUCGAGGCCUCGCUCGCCUGCUGCCCCAUUCACAGCCGGGCCCAGUCCGAAUUGGCAAUCUCUGCACCUUCAGCAUCCUUUUCUCCAGCCUGAAUCCUUCCUCUCUCCAUCCGCAGCAGCACUGGGGAGGGAGAGCACAUCUCUCCUUUUGUUUUUUUUUUUCUUUUCUUUUUUCUGUUGUCUCUGGAGAGAAGAAACGUGCCGUCUCUCUCUCUCUCUCUCUCUCUCUCUCUCUCUCCCCCCUUUCUUUUCCUUUUUUUUGAUUUGCAGGCAGGCAGGAAGGCAAGACGUUGGGAGGGACUGCAGUGCGAAUGCUGCAGCGGCGAGAGAAGAAGAGGAAGCUUAUGAAUGACUGACGGUCUCCUGAUGCACACUCCUGUGGACAUUUUUACAUGAAUGGCUUUUUUUUCUCUCUCUCCCGGACUAACGCCGUGGGUUUCACUCUGCUAGCUGCCUCUUAAUGAGACUGAGAGAGAUGGGACUGUCUGAUUUGUCAUGCAGUUCAUUCAGACGCUGGAUUCCGUUUUAGUCUGAUCACUUCUUUGCAUUGUGCUUUUGAUAUGAUGAUUAAUUAUUCAGCAAGAUAAUAUAAUAUAAAAGACUGGCCCCUCUUUUUGCUUUCAGCAGUAGAAUAGUGUGUUUUAGCGUGUUUUUUCCCCUGCUGUCGUUCAGUAUGUAGGGAUAAAUGGACAUGACGAACUGUCGAACAAAGAAAUGUAUUUAAGCUUUGGAGAAUUAUUCAGAUCCUGGUUGGUCACCAUGGAGAACGCAGUGAUAUAAGCGGCGUUUAGAAUGAGGCAGACCAGUGUGGCAGAGGCUGCUUAUGCAUUUCUUUUAAGAGUAUCGGUCUGUCUUUUAUCUGCAACCGAAACCUCAGAGUCUAGCUUUUCCUACGCCGUCGGAUUCCAUUAUUUUUUAUCAAUGAGAGAUUGCAGUUUGCUUCCGACGGACCGUCUUCGCGAGGCGGCACAGAGUCACUGAGCUUUGUCUUUCUAUCAGGUGUCUGGAAAAUUAGUCGUCAUCAUGGAGAGCAGUUCAACUUUGAUUCUCUCCCGUGGACAUUUCAGCACUAGCACCCUUACAAAAUCAUUUAAUGUCAUAAUUUGAGGCACGCAGUCUUUUUUUGUGGUCAUGGUCUGUUGGCCAUUAGUUGUUAUGUUGUGUUAUUUUCAUUCAUGUAUUUAUUUGCGUUCCUCCUCUAUUUAGUCUCAUAAUUUUUGAUUGGGUCCGUUGUUUUGAAGGACCCGGUUUACAUGGGUUUUGACUCAAAUUAUGAAGAAAGUCGACAAGCAAGGACACACACUAUACCUGCCGUUCACUGCUGGAUGGUGAAUUUUGAUAGCCUUUUUUGCUCUGAAUGUCUCUUUUUCCUUCUACCUUUUGGAGUGAAUUGAGCACUGAAGCAUUCCUGCGGAUGACAAAAUAUCGUUGGAAGGAAAUUUGAGAAUCGAUUGGUUCUACUGUGCUGUAAGUGGGAGGCUUUUUUAUUUUUUUCUGCUACAGGAAGUGAUCUGCGGUGUUGAGUGAGUCUUUUGUUGAGAAGGUUCCUCUCUCUCUCUCUCUCUCUCUCUCUCUCUCUCUCUCCCUCUCUCUGCGAGUGAGUCAUGCGUGUGCACAGAUCCGCCAGGCUGCGGGGAGAGAGGGAGACAUCUCCUUCAUAAAGCUCUUCUUUUCUCCUCUAUCGCUGGACCUCCAUCGCCGAAGAGGAGCAUCUCUCCAUUUCCAGCUUCCCAUGCUCCUGGUUUUUUUAUUUAUUUCCCCCAUUCUUCCGUCUUUUGUCCUCCAUGGAUUGUGUGCACUGUGGUGUUGUAUUUUUGGCCCCUGAGGUGGCGUGGUGUGUAGGAUUUUCAUAGCGUUUGUUCGCUUUAGCAGUAGCAGGAACAGCAGUGGCAGUCGGUGACCAUAGUCACCAAACCACUCCAACCACCGGUGCCAUAGCUGUAGAGCAGCAAGUGGAGGUGGGCAAUUACUUCGGUCCAGACCUGUACAUCGGCCGUGAGGAACGCUUUUUUUUUCGGCCCCAGCAUGCUGGAAGAGUGGACAGUGGUCAGCUUGACGUCGGUUCUGCCCGUGCGUACGUAAGUAGGCAGGCAGGCAGAGGGGCAUGCUUCACCGCACCAAAUACAACCGCUUCAGGAAUGAGUCGGUGACGUCCGUCGACGAGCUGCUCCACGGCCUCUCCAUGAACGCCACCAAGGUGUCGGCCGCUCCGCCGCCACCGCCUGCUGGCCACCAGCCACCCCCCUACGCGCCACCGGCCGAGGUACUGCCCCCUGAGUCGCCGGCACCAGCGGCCGAGGACUCGGGCACCACCCUGUGCACCCUCAUCAACAAGGUCUCUGGCCUGAAGUUCGCCAACUCUGGCGGAGGCCUGUUGGGCAUCAAGGGCCUCCCGUCUGCUGUCAAGGACCUGGCCGUUUCCAAGCUCCAGGGGGGCGGGGGAGGAGGGGGAGGGGGGAGUUCAAGCAGCCCAGGAUCGUCCGGCCUCGUCUCAGCGGCCGCUGGGGGCAGCUCGUGUGCUGCCGGUGCUUCUGGACAGCAGGAGCCAGGCUCCAUGACCACCGCCGGGAAGAAAGGCAGGAUGGAGGAGGCUCAGCCUGGAGUCGGGGAGGAUUGGAACCUGGGUGGUGUGGGAGGCAUGGGUGCUGCCAGCGGUGGAGGAUGCGCGGGUCUGGUGAAUAAACCCUCUCGAGGAUGGCUGCACUCCAGCGAAAAGAUAUCCGGACCCGGAGUGACGUAUAUCGUGAAGUAUUUGGGCUGCAUAGAAGUCCUUCGAUCCAUGAGAUCCCUCGAUUUCACCACAAGAUCCCAAAUAACAAGGGAGGCCAUCAGUCUCGUUUGUGAGGCAGUCCCAGGUGCCAAAGGAGCGCUGCGGAAGAGAAAGCCCCCCUCCAAAGCUCUUUCUAGUAUCCUGGGGAAGAGUAACUUGCAGUUUGCUGGCAUGAGCAUCAACCUCAAUAUCUCAAUCAGCAGCUUAAACCUGAUGACUCCUGACUCCAAACAGAUAAUAGCCAAUCACCAUAUGCAGUCGAUAUCCUUUGCUUCCGGUGGAGAUCCGGACACGACUGAUUACGUUGCUUAUGUAGCAAAAGAUCCGGUGAACAGAAGAGCAUGCCACAUUCUGGAGUGUUCGGAUGGUUUGGCCCAGGAUGUGAUCAGUACGAUAGGGCAGGCGUUUGACCUGCGCUUCCAGCAGUACCUCCAGUGUCCCUCCAGCAAGCUCUCUGCUAUACAUGACAGGGUACUGAGUGUGGAGGAACCUUCAUGGACUGAGGAAGGGGAAGAGCCCCCUGAUCAUCCAUAUUACAACAACAUCCCUGGAAAGAUGCCCCCACCUGGUGGCUUUAUUGAUGCCCGGCUAACCUGUCAGACAGCAGACAGCAGCCAGGGGGUCGGAGUAGACCAGACAUACUAUCAGGGCAGGCCUAUACUCAUUCAACAAGGGUCAUGUGACAUAUACAGUCUGCCUGAGAUCAAAGGUCAGACCUCUAAACCAGGAGAGGUUCCCACGUAUGUGAACACACAGCACAUCGACACGCAGGUUCUGGCGGCACUGCAGGGGGAAGCAGACGCAGCUUCUGAGCCAUGCACGGCUGCUGCGGCCAAAGACAGCCCCAGGAAAGACCUCUUCGACAUGAAGCCUUUUGAAGAUGCAAUCCUGACGCAGUCUCCAUCAGCAGCACCCACAGCGUCGAGCCUGCAUAAGGCAGCUUCAGUGGAUAACUCCAGCCCCUUGCUGGUGCGGUCAGCGGCUUUACGGGCCCUGGAGGAGUUGGAGGGCCAGGCCUGGUACCACGGCGAGAUGAGCCGGCGCCAGGCCGAGAAGUUAUUGCUUAAUGAUGGGGACUUCCUGGUGCGGAAAAGCACCACCAACCCGGGCUCAUAUGUGCUGACGGGGAUGCACAACGGACUAGCCAAACACCUGCUGUUGGUGGAUCCAGAGGGCACGGUACGAACUAAAGAUCACAUAUUCGAGAGCAUCAGCCAUCUGAUUGGCCAUCACCGUGACAACAACCUGCCCAUCGUCUCGGCGGGAAGUGAACUGUGCUUGAAGCAGCCUGUCGAAAGAAAACAGUGACGGCCUCCCAAAAACCUGCACGAGGGGAACAGGGUCACCCCCCCCCCCCACCCAGAAAACGCCCCGAAACCUGAUACUUGAAGUUGAAUAACGAGAGUACGAUGGAUGACGAUUGUUGACAGUUGCGGGAGGUAUGAUGAUGUGGACGUGGUCCAUUGAACAGUAGCGAGGUUUCUUGUCUGAUCGCUUCGGACUCUGCGAGAAAGAUCCGUGGAUGUAAAGAUGACACCUGAUUUAUAGAACUGUUAUAAUUAUUUUGCUGUGAUGACUGAAAUUCUAUAUUUUUUGAGAAGACAUAGGUGCAUUUGGACAUAUAUGUUGAUUUGGUGUUUUAAACUAAAAAGGCAAGCGUAGUUUAGACGACAAGGAAAAUCAACCUCCAGGAGGGAAAAGAUUUAACAAAAGAAAAAAAAAAAAGUAUUUUAGAAUAACCUAAAAAAGUUUUAGUUUUGUCUAUCAAGCACAACCGGAUUUACACGUUCGUUGGUAAAGAGUUAGACGAGAAACAAAUAUUUGAGAAAAAAAAAAAAGUUGUUUAUAUCGAACUAUUUUAGGAAUUGUUCUUUAACCGCAGCUAGUGCGACGGGUCAUUUGAUAGGCGUCUAUCAAAUCACUGAU
Messenger RNA from Pygocentrus nattereri (red-bellied piranha), 4727 nucleotides. It is a transcript of the gene shc3, whose product is annotated as SHC (Src homology 2 domain containing) transforming protein 3. The transcript is spliced from 12 exons. Bases 2136 to 4109 code for a protein of 657 amino acids. Gene Ontology annotation, biological process: cell surface receptor protein tyrosine kinase signaling pathway; intracellular signal transduction. NCBI's taxonomy places the organism in Eukaryota, Metazoa, Chordata, Actinopteri, Characiformes, Serrasalmidae. The record is from RefSeq and is a predicted model, not a curated record. Gene Ontology annotation, cellular component: plasma membrane. Gene Ontology annotation, molecular function: receptor tyrosine kinase binding.